AUGGCCAAUGAAGCCUCCUUGUCUGACCUCCUAGCAGAGGCCAGCUGCCCCCUCUGCCUGGCUUUCCUGAGAGACCCAGUGACCAUUGACUGUGGGCACAACUUCUGUGGCUCCUGCAUCCACCAGUGCUGGGAAGAUCUACAGGACAUCUUCCCCUGUCCUGUCUGCCUCCACCACUGCCCAAGUGGGAACUUCAGGAGAAACACCCAACUGUGCCACAUGACUGAAAUUGUGAAGCAACUUCCCACCAGGAGGAGCAAGAGGAAACUUCAGGAAGAGAAACCCCUGUGUGAGAAGCACAAUCAGGUUCAGACCCUGUUCUGCGAGCAGGACCUGGAGCUACUGUGUGCCCAAUGCAGGGUCUCCUCUGACCAUCGUGAUCACUGCCUGAUGUCCAUUGAGCAAGCUGCAGCUCAUCACAAGAAGAAGCUCAAAAGCUCCACUGGAUACCUGAAGGAUAACAUAGAAAGUGCUGAGAAGGAUCAUGAAAUCCAAUUCUUAAAAUCAUGUGAAUGGAAGCGGAAGGUGGAAGAGUGGAGGAAAGAACUGAACUCUGAAUUUGAACAACUUCAGUGCUUCUUAGAAAAGGAUCAGGAAGCAAUUCAUAGCAGGCUAGUAAUGGAAGAAAAGAUUGUCAAAGACAAACUAACUGAAAACAAAAGCCAAAUUUCAUAUCAUAUAUCCACACUGAAAAAUCUGUUACAUGAAAUAACAGAGACGUAUGUACAGGGAGACCUGGAUUUACUGACAGGUAUUCAAAGUAUCAACGACAAGCAUGAAAACCUAAAAACCCCAGAAGUCUUCUCAUACGAAUUACAGAAAUGGGGUUUUAGUCUCACUCUGCAAUAUUUUGGCCUGCAAAAACUGAUCAGCAUAUUUAAGGUAGAUUUGACGCUAGAUGUUGAAUCUGCCCACCCAGAUCUUGUCAUCUCAGAAGAUAGAAAAACUGCCAUGUUUGGAGGGAUGAAAUCAAAAGGUCUGCAUCAAUUCAGGGCACUUACAUCUUACCAAGCUGUCCGGAGUUGUGAGAGCUUUGAGGCUGGAAGGCAUUUUUGGCAAGUAGAAGUGCGAGGCACAGUGCGCUUGAGGAAAUGGAAAGAUAAAGUCUGUGAACUCCUGCCACCCCAGACUGCUCCUGGCCAUAGAGGAAAAUUAGUGGAUGAAAGCGGUGCCAUGCCACAACCUGUUCUCUGCAUGUGA
Choloepus didactylus (southern two-toed sloth) is the source of this 1200-nucleotide messenger RNA. Its product is annotated as tripartite motif-containing protein 60-like. The record is from RefSeq and is a predicted model, not a curated record. Lineage: Eukaryota; Metazoa; Chordata; Mammalia; Pilosa; Megalonychidae. Bases 1 to 1200 code for a protein of 399 amino acids. The transcript is spliced from 2 exons. Gene Ontology annotation, molecular function: zinc ion binding.